AUGGCCGCCGCCGCCGCCCGUUCCCCCCAGCCUUGUUCUUGCGAUCGCCGGUACACGACGACGUCGAAUCGGCGAGCGAGGGCGGAGGGGAUCCCCUCUGGGGGGAGCCUCAGCAGACUCCGCCCGCCGAGAAGCGGCGUUCUAAGGUCGCAAUGGUGCGCAAGCAAGAGCUUCUUCCUACGGAGCGACGGGGGCUCCAGCGGCGGAUGGGAGAGAAACGAAGGUGCGUGGGCGGGGGGACGCUGGGACAGAGCCGGGAGGUCUGGGAGGGUGGCCUGCAGCGCGGAGAGGAUGGAGCCGUUGGUGGGCAUCGCAGGGUAUGCGGUGCCGGAGCGGAUGAAGGUGGCGUCGCUUGUGGCGCUGGUGAUGUGCCUCUGCAACGCCGACCGGGUCGUCAUGUCCGUGGCCGUCGUCCCUCUCGCCGCCCACAACGGCUGGUCCAGCUCUUUCGUGGGCAUCGUGCAGGUGCCCCCCUUCUUCUCCCCUGGAUCUCUUUCUCUCUCUCUCUCUCUCCCCCUUUUGCUCGCGCUGACUCCACCGCAAGAUCGCGUCGUCCGCCGUCCGUGCGGCCGCGCCCUUACCGUUUACUUUCGCUAGACGGACACUUGUGAGGAUGGUUGGUUAGACUCGACGGGGUGAGGAGGGCUGGUGAGCCCUGUGGCCUGCGUUGACCCUGACCAGUCCGUGAUCCACGUGAUGUGGAUAUCACGUGAGGUAUCCCCCCAGCACGCUUGCUGUAGAGUUGGCGCGGGAUGGGGUCCCCUCCUAGUGGUGGAUGGGGAGCAUUUACGCGGCUAAAAGUUUACUUGGGGGGGGGGGAGGGAAGAGUAGAGAAUUUUACGUUUUUCUGCGCCGCUUGGAUGCAACUCUUCUGAGACUGUGAGCGGCGCGAGUAUGUGUCUGCGUCGGCUAACAGUGGUGGAGGCCUUGCGUACUGCAGUCGUCGUUCAUGUGGGGAUACCUGGUGUCGUCGGUGCUGGGGGGCGCUCUGGCAGACCGCUACGGCGGGAAGCGGGUGAUGGCCGUCGGCGCGGCGCUGUGGUCUCUGGCCACCUUCCUCACGCCGUGGGCCGCCGCCCGUUCCACAGCAGCGCUCCUCAUCGUACGGGCCAUCUUCGGCCUCGCAGAGGGCGUCGCCAUUCCCUGCAUGAACGUCAUCUUAUCCAGGUGAACGCCGCCGCCGCCGUCGUCGUCUUUGCCGUGAUCGUGAAUUCUCCUCGUCUGACGAGUGUGCGCACGGAUGACGGCGACUCAAAAUCAGGUGGUUCCCGAUCCACGAGCGGGCGACAGCCGUGGGGCUAUCGAUGGCCGGCUUCCACCUCGGCAACGUCCUCAGCCUCCUGGUCUCCCCCGUUCUCAUCUCCAGGACCGGCAUCCAAGGGCCCUUUUUGCUCUUUUCGGCCGUCGGAUUUCUGUGGCUGUCAGUCUGGGCAGUCUCCAUGGUCGAUGAUCCCCGCGACAGCAGUCUCCUUAGCACGUCCGAGCUUCGCUUGAUUCGAGCAGGAAAGGACCACACCAGCGACGGCGGCGGCGGGGACCUUCUCCCUCUCCGGCACCUACUCUCGAAGAUGCCCUCCUGGGCGAUCAUAUUCGCCAACAUCACCAACAACUGGGUAUGCAUAUGAUAAACUCUCUCUCGCUCCACCCCUCCCCAACCCCCAAAGCCCCCUGCUUCUCCUCCUCCGCUGCCUAACAGUCAACGCGCUCUCCUCUCAGGGCUACUUCGUCCUGCUCACGUGGAUGCCCGUCUACUUCAAAACUGUGAGUGUCUGACAAAACAUCUGCUGCAUACGUACGUCAACUCUCCCUUCUCGCUGAAUAAGUCGACUGGGGUUUUCGAGUAGGUUUUUGGCGCGGAUUUGAAGGAGGCGGCGUGGUUCAGCGCCGUCCCGUGGGGCCUGAUGGCGCUCUCAGGCUAUCUUGCUGGUUUCACCUCGGACUUCCUGAUAAGGUCCGGCCACCCUGUGACCUUCGUGAGAAAGCUCAUGCAGGUACAUUCGCCUGAUAUGUAUCUACGACAGUAAAAUCACGAGCCCUCGAUGUCUCGGUUGACGGUCGUCUUUGCGGGCAGUCCCUGGGCUUCAUCGGACCGGGGGUCUCUCUCCUUUUCUUGAACCUUGCGCGGACGCCGGCGGAGGCCGCGGUUCUCCUCUCGGUGGCUCUCGGCCUCAGCGCUUUUAGCCAAGCCGGGUUCCUACUCAAUAUGCAGGUUAAUGCCCCUCGCGCCUGAUCUUCUCUCUCUCUCUUGCACAGAUUACCACCAAAAAUUAGGACGAGAAGGGUCCGCCAAGCGCCUGAUAAUUCGAUGGGUUUGCUUUCUUUUGUGUCUGCAGGACAUCGCUCCCAAGCAGGCCGGGUUUCUCCACGGUGCGUAGGUCUGCGGAGGCCAUGAUUCUCCGCAAGUUCCUCUUCGGGUUUCGACAGGCGAGGUUUCUAAUUUUCCGUGUCUAACAGGUAUCGCCAACUCGAUUGGGACCUUCGCGGCCAUCAUCAGCACCGUCGGAACGGGCUACUUCGUGCAGUGGCUGGGAUCAUUCCAGGCCUUCCUGACCAUCACGUCGGUGCUCUACUUCAUCACGGCGAUCUUCUGGAACGUGUUCGCCACGGCGGAGCAAGUCUUCUUCUGA
Messenger RNA from Spirodela intermedia, 2627 nucleotides. NCBI's taxonomy places the organism in Eukaryota, Viridiplantae, Streptophyta, Magnoliopsida, Alismatales, Araceae. The record is from the annotation of a GenBank genome assembly.